Molecule: messenger RNA, 717 nt
Organism: Aspergillus tubingensis
Lineage: Eukaryota; Fungi; Ascomycota; Eurotiomycetes; Eurotiales; Aspergillaceae
Product: putative isochorismatase family hydrolase
Exons: 1
Coding region: 1-717 (238 amino acids)
Source: RefSeq, a predicted model, not a curated record
AUGUCCCAACUAACAUUCACCCACCCCACCGCCCUCCUCCUAAUCGACAACCAAAAUGGCUUCACCCACCCAACCCACUGGGGUCCAUCCCGCUCCAACCCCAACUACGAAGCCAACAUCCAAUCCCUCCUCACCACCAUCCGCAACACCCUCACCACAUCCCCAUCUCCAUCAUUUCAACAACAACAUCAUCACCACGAAAUAAUCCACAUCUUCCACUCCUCCACAACGCCCACCUCCCCCCUACACCCAACCUACACCACUCCCACAGGAGAGCAAGGCAUCGACCCCCUCCCAAUCUGCAACCCACUUCCCACCGAGAAACAGAUCUGGAAACAUGUCAAUUCCUCAUUCAUUGGCACCGAACUGGAAGAAUAUCUCCGCGAGAAGGGGAUACGGCAGUUGAUUGUGGCUGGGUUGACGACGGAUCAUUGUGUGUCGACGACGGUGCGGAUGGCGGCGAAUUUGGGGGUUGUGGAUAGAAGGAAGACCAUUAAGAAUGUGGAAGGGAAUGAGGUGUUAGGGAAGCAAGAUGACGAGGUGGAUAAAGGUCGGAUUAUUCUUGUUAGUGAUGCCACUGCUACAUUUGCCAAGGGGGGAUGGGAUGCCGAGACGGUGCAUCAGGUGUCGGUGGCGAGUUUGGAUGGGGAGUUUGCGGAGGUGAGAGGGGUGGGGGAGGUGGUGAGAGCGUUGGAGGAGUAUUCUGCUUCGAACUAG